UCCAAUCCACUUCGCGACUGCAGCGCAUUGGCUGGGAAUCCUCGGAAGCGACUUCCUCGAGCUCCGAAGCGAAGCUUCUCUAUUCCUCACAACUAGCACUGCUUCUCCUUCUCCCUUCUUCUUCUUCGAGUUUAGGUCAGUGGAGCUACUUCAGUCCUUGGAACUGAUGGCUGAUUGCUUGUGUUUCAAGGGAAGUGGUCUGAAAUGCCAGGCUAGUCUUUUAACAGCACAAAACCAUAUUUCAGCUACUCAUACUAAGCAUUUUCUGUCCUUCAGCCACAAACAAGCAGUUCUACUAUCUCCUGCUGUGUCUUUGCAUAAAAGACAGCUGGGAUAUUUGUCAGGAUGUGGUGGUCAUAGCAAUAAUGGUCAGAGACGUUAUAUUAACAAGCGUAGAGAUUCUCGAUUGAGUGGAUUUCGGAUAAAUUCCGAACUAAGUAUUUCCAGUGCAGUUGAUGUAAUCAAUGAUUUAGGAUUUGAUACUCUUACAUUCUUGGGUGUGACUGUCGUAAUUGUACCUGCUUUCAGGAUCAUCAAAGCCAGCCCGAUUCUUGGCUUCUGCUGUGCUGGAAUUGCUCUCAACCAAUUUGGCCUUAUCAGAAAUCUCACAGAUGUUAAAGUUCUUUCAGAGUGGGGGAUCCUUUUCCUGCUGUUUGAGAUGGGUUUAGAGCUUUCACUGGCACGGUUAAGAGCUCUGGCAAAGUUUGCUUUUGGCUUGGGGUUGGUUCAGGUCAUCUUGUCUACCUUUGCCUUUACUGCAUUCGAACUUCCACCUAAUGCGGCAGUUGGUACUAAGAUUUUGGAGUACCUUUUUCACUCAAGGCCUGACUUGGUGAAUAUCAGAAGCAUUGAUGAAGCCGUAGUGAUUGGAGCUGCUCUAUCAUUAUCUUCCUCAGCUUUUGUUCUACAGAUUCUUGCAGAGAAAGGAGAAUUACCAACAAGAUUUGGUUCUGCAACACUAGGAAUUCUUUUAUUGCAAGAUAUUGCUGUCGUCCCUCUAUUAGUAAUACUUCCUGUGCUUGAAAGUCAGAACUUUGUAGAGGAAAGCAUUUGGCCCACACUAGCAGCAGAAAGCUUGAAAGCUUUAGGUGGUCUUGGUUUGCUUUCCCUAGGGGGAAAAUACUUACUCCGGCGUAUCUUUGAGGUCGUUGCAGAGUCAAGGAGUUCAGAAGCUUUUGUUGCUCUUUGCCUGCUUACAGUAGCCGGGACUUCACUUCUGACACAGAAAUUGGGAUUCAGUGACACGCUUGGAGCUUUUUUGGCUGGUGCAAUUCUUGCAGAAACAAACUUCCGGACACAAAUUGAAGCAGACAUAAGACCAUUUAGAGGCUUGUUGCUUGGAUUAUUUUUUGUGACAACAGGGACAUCCAUUGACAUGCAGCUUCUUUUCCGAGAGUGGCCAAAUGUACUUUCACUCUUGGCAGGUUUGAUUGCCAUCAAGACAUUGAUAAUAACCGCAAUUGGACCACGUUUUGGAUUAACUUUGCAAGAAAGUGUGCGGAUAGGAUUUCUCCUUUCUCAAGGAGGCGAAUUUGGAUUUGUUGUAUUUUCUUUAGCAAACAGGCUUGGGGUGCUGCCACUAGAGCUGAACAAACUACUUAUAAUUGUUGUUGUGUUGUCAAUGGCAUUAACACCUUUGCUCAAUGAAAUUGGAAGGAAAGCCGCUGAGCUUAUAGAUAAUAAGGUUUCGGUGAUUGAAAAUGCGCCUGAGACAAUUAACUAUGAUGCAACCGAACCAAUUAUCAUUCUAGGUUUUGGGAAAAUGGGCCAGGUUCUUGGUAAUUUUUUAUCAACUCCAGUGGCUUAUGGGGUGGAUGCUGAGACUAUAGGAUGGCCUUAUGUUGCAUUUGAUCUGAAUCCAGCGGUGGUGAAGAAAGCUCGGAAAAUGGGUUUCCCUGUACUCUAUGGAGAUGGAUCACGCCCAGCAGUUCUGCAGUCUGCCGGCAUUUCUUCUCCUAAAGCCGUCAUGGUAAUGUAUGCGGGAAAAAAAAGAACAGUAGAGGCUGUUCAAAGACUUCGGCUUGCUUUUCCUGGGAUUCCUAUAUAUGCGAGAGCUCAGGAUGUCCCUCACCUGCUAGAUCUUAAGAAAGCAGGUGCAACAGAUGCUAUUCUUGAAAAUGCUGAGACUAGCUUACAACUUGGUUCAAAGCUCUUAAGAGGACUAGGUGCCAUGUCUGAUGAUGUGACUUUCUGGAGUAAGCUGGUAAGAGAUUCCAUGGAGCUUCAAGCUCAGGAAGUGCUCAUUAGGAAUGAGGACCAAGACAUCGAUGUAAUGAAGCCAUUGCAGGUAAGAGCAGGUGAUUUAGUUCGAACUGAAGAUGCCAGGUCUACAACGUCAACAAAUGAACCGUCUUUAAGCUUAAAACGACCAAACAUUCAUCAGAUUAUGAUGACGUCAGACAAGAUGCAAUCUUCUGGAAUUGAAGUAGAUGGAAGACAGUCUGAAGAUGAUAUAACGGUAGACCAAGCUGAUACUUCAGAAAGUGAGGAUGGUGUCACAUUUUGCCGGUUGGAUAUAACCAACAAUUACUCGAGCAUAAUAAAUCAAGAUGCCGGAGGAAAUGAAAAAACUGUGUUCGAUACUUCAUUGCCAUAUUCAAGUACAAAUGAGGAUUCUUAGAUGACAUUCUUGGUCAUUUGAGCCUUCUAAAUUUAGCUAUCAGAUGAUAUGUCACCCAUUUAAAUGCAGCAUCCAAAGAUUCAGAAGUCUGUUGUAUUUUGUUGGACAGACUGACCAACUUAAACAUUUCAUUCCUUCUUCCUUUCAUUUCUACAGGAAAUUCAAAUCAUGUAAAUCCCUUUUGAGUUUUGAAAAAUGCACUUUGUGAGUGUUGUAUACAAAACAAUCAUGUUGUUUAACCUCCAUUGAUAAUUGUGAAAUGUUAAUAUUCUUUAGUUUAAAUC
This is a messenger RNA of Dioscorea cayenensis subsp. rotundata (Guinea yam), 2904 nucleotides long. Its product is annotated as K(+) efflux antiporter 3, chloroplastic. The transcript is spliced from 19 exons. Gene Ontology annotation, molecular function: antiporter activity. Gene Ontology annotation, cellular component: membrane; chloroplast. The record is from RefSeq and is a predicted model, not a curated record. Gene Ontology annotation, biological process: proton transmembrane transport; potassium ion transport. Lineage: Eukaryota; Viridiplantae; Streptophyta; Magnoliopsida; Dioscoreales; Dioscoreaceae. Bases 167 to 2620 code for a protein of 817 amino acids.